Petromyzon marinus (sea lamprey) is the source of this 2717-nucleotide messenger RNA. NCBI's taxonomy places the organism in Eukaryota, Metazoa, Chordata, Hyperoartia, Petromyzontiformes, Petromyzontidae. The record is from RefSeq and is a predicted model, not a curated record.
CAGAGACACAGGGAGACAGAGACACAGGGAGACACAGGGAGACAGAGACACAGGGAGACACAGGGAGACAGAGACACAGACAGAUAGAGCCACAGGGAGACAGCGAGCGAGAGGAGCGAUGGAGAAGAAGGUGGCGAGGGAGUUCAGACAGAAGGUGGACUUGCUGAUCGACAACGAGGCCGAGAAGGACUACCUCUACGACAUCCUGCGUCUGUACCACCAGUCUCUGGACGUGUCCACGUUGGUGGGCGACAUGAAAUUGGUGGUCUCCUCUCCGCCUCGUCUGCCGCUCUUUGACUCGGUGCGUCCACUCAUCCCCGCCGCUCAGCAGCUGCAGUACGACCGGCUGGUGCCCAAACACUCCCGCAGUAGGGUGAGAGAGGUGAGGCUGGAGCGGACUCACCCCGAGGGUCUGGGCCUCAGUGUGAGGGGUGGAGCGGAGCUGGGCUGUGGGGUCUACGUGGCACAGGUAGUGCGUGGCGGGCAGGCCCACGCUGCCUCUAUACAGGUGGGUGACGAGGUGGUGCGUGUGAAUGGCUUCUCCGUGGCCUCGUGCACGCACGACGAGGUGCUCAGCCUCAUGCGGGCUCGUCGCAGCGUCGCCCUCAAAGUGCGGCAUGUUGGGAUGAUACCAGUGAAAAACUCUGUUGAGGAUCCGCUGACGUGGCAGUUUGUGGACCAGCUGGUGUCCCAGGACGGGGACGAGGGCAGCAGCCUGGCCGGGCUGCACUCCAACUCUGAGCAGUGGGAUCAGCGAGAGAAGAAAAUCUUCAUCAGCCUCAUGGGCAACCACGGCAUGGGAUGCAGCGUGUCCAGCGGUCCGCCCCACAGCCCGGGCAUCUUCAUCAGCAGCGUGAAGCCAGCAUCCGUGUCGGCCGAGGUGGGACUCGAGGUGGGUGACCAGGUGGUGGAAGUCAAUGGCAUCGACUUCACACACAUUGACCACAGAGAGGCUGUGGCUAUCCUCAAAGCAAGCAGGAGUCUAACUUUGACCAUCCAUUCGGGAGCGGGGGUGGACUUGUUCCAGACAGAGGAGGAGCGCAGGGUGAAGCAGCAGGAGAGGGUGACUCUGAGGGUGACUCUGCUCAAGGAGAAGCAAAUCGCCCUCGAGCAGUCACUCGUCCACAGAAGGAGGCAGGCCGACGUGGACAGGAAGCGCCAGGAGGAGGAGGAGAGUUAUCGCAAGGAGCUACAGAGGAUCACGGAGAUGGAGGAGAGAUACAAACACGACUGGGAAUCUGACUGGAAGACAUCCAAAGAAAAGGCACCACCACCACCACCACAACAACAACCACAACCACCACCACAACCACCAAAGCAAGGGCCUCACUCCAAGUCGCCUGGUAGCAAGGGUACAGUGCUGGGAUGGGUCUAUCGCUAUGAGGGUCACUUCCCCACCCUCAAGAAGAAGUCGAAGGGAACGGCGAGCCGGAGGGCAGCGGCGCCGGACGCCCCGGGGGCGGCCUCCUCCUCCUCCUCCACGGCGGCCGCUGCCGCGGAUGAGGAGGAGGCCCCCGCGGGGGCCGCCGUGGCCUCCGUGGAGCUGAAGAAGAGCCGCAAGGAGGUGGAGUUUGAGGGGCGGCUCCUGCGGGAGCGGGAGGAGGCCGUCAAGAAGGAGAAGCGCCUCAAGAUCAACCGCCUGGCGCAGGAGGUGUCCGAGUCGGAGCGGGAGGAGUGUGGAGCCGUGGGUCACGUGCAGGGCUGGGUGGAGAAGCUGUGCCACACGCGCCUGCAGCAGAUGGCGCCCGCCCACAGCGAGGUGCCACCCACAGAGUCUCCGGAAAUGCUCAAGAGGAUGGUGGUGUACAACAAGAGCUUCACCAAGUCACAAGGCUACCAGAAGUACACAGAGGACUUUGAUCCACUCACGAUGUUCACCAAGGAGGAGAUUGGAGACCGUGAAGUGAGGCUUCUGCACAUCAGGAAGGAGGGCCCUCUGGACCUGGCGGUGGAGGGGGGCGUGGACUCACCACUGGGGGGUAAAGUCGUUGUCUCGUCUGUCUACCAACACGGCGCUGUAGACAGACACGGUGGCGUGGUAAAGGGAGACCAGAUCCUCGCUGUGAACGGACGGAGUCUUAUCGACGUUCCUCUGGCCGAGGCCAGGGACAUCCUGGCUAAAGAGUACAAAGCCAGCGGAGAUUGGAUGGAUCUGGUGCUGGGAGUGGCUCCACCCAAGUCCUAUGAAGAUGAAGUGACGUUCUUCUAACGAGGAGCCAUGGGAGAGAGGAGGGGGGAGAGGGUGGGGAGAGAGGAGGGGAGAGGGUGGGGAGAGGGUGGAGAGGGUGGGGAGAGGGUGGGGGGGGAGGAGGUUCGCGACUCACGGCCUGAUCGCUGGGGGGUCACGUGUUUGUGCUAAUUAUAAUUAGGACCCCUCGUGAUUCGUCAUCACGGUCACGUGAAUAUGCUAAUCAGUAGUAGUAACUCAUCGAUAUGCUAAUUAGUAUGAUCUCAUCAAUAUGAUAAUUAGUAUGAACUCGUCAAUAUGAUAAUUAGUAUGAACUCGUCAAUAUGAUAAUCAGUAGUUAUCGAUAUGUUAAUUAACGUUGUGGGCUACCACACUGACUGACGGUCACGUGAUUAUGCUAAUUAUAUUGAGGACCACGUGAUUGGUUAAUCAGCUGCUGAUGCUGAUUGUGAUGAUACUGAUGAUUGUGAUGAUACUGAUGAUGAUUGUGAUGAUACUGAUGAUUGUGAUGAUACUGAUGAUGAUUGUG